AUGUCUGGGCGCGGGAAGCAGGGCGGGAAGGCGCGGGCCAAGGCCAAGUCGCGCUCGUCGCGGGCCGGGCUGCAGUUCCCCGUGGGCCGCGUGCACCGGCUGCUGCGCAAGGGCAACUACGCGGAGCGGGUGGGCGCCGGCGCCCCGGUGUACCUGGCGGCCGUGCUGGAGUACCUGACGGCCGAGAUCCUGGAGCUGGCGGGCAACGCGGCCCGCGACAACAAGAAGACGCGCAUCAUCCCCCGCCACCUGCAGCUGGCCAUCCGCAACGACGAGGAGCUCAACAAGCUGCUGGGCAAGGUCACCAUCGCGCAGGGCGGGGUGCUGCCCAACAUCCAGGCCGUGCUGCUGCCCAAGAAGACCGAAAGCCACAAGGCGAAGAGCAAGUAAAGAGGCCCCGGAGACAGGCGCGGAGCAGACCAGUAAAACCCAAAGGCUCUUUUCAGAGCCACCCCCA
Cygnus atratus (black swan) is the source of this 457-nucleotide messenger RNA. Its product is annotated as histone H2A type 2-C. The transcript has a single exon. The record is from RefSeq and is a predicted model, not a curated record. Lineage: Eukaryota; Metazoa; Chordata; Aves; Anseriformes; Anatidae. Bases 1 to 390 code for a protein of 129 amino acids. Gene Ontology annotation, molecular function: structural constituent of chromatin; DNA binding; protein heterodimerization activity. Gene Ontology annotation, cellular component: nucleosome.